Molecule: messenger RNA, 3137 nt
Organism: Helicoverpa zea (corn earworm)
Lineage: Eukaryota; Metazoa; Arthropoda; Insecta; Lepidoptera; Noctuidae
Exons: 6
Coding region: 138-1028 (296 amino acids)
Cellular component (GO): mitochondrion
Source: RefSeq, a predicted model, not a curated record
GAUUAACAGACAGACAGAACUUGACAGAAGCUUUGGUAAAACAGAACGUGCCGUAGACCCUGUCCAAAAUAGUAUUUUUGUUUAUCUUUUGAAUAUUUCAUAUAAUUCCUUUGGUUUCCUACGAAUAUCACGCAAUCAUGAAAGCAGCGCAGGCUGUAAAUAGGUUUCUCGCAAGACCUAUGAAUAAAUUUAAUUCACGUUGCUUGGAUAUUUCAACCAAACUACAGGUGCGACAUAGUGCCACUUUAUUAAAUCCACAUUUUAACUUAUUAGCUCCCGUGGCUGUGAAAAUAAGGAAUUUAGGACUUGGUCCUACUUCAAAAGAUUUUGAAGAUUCCCCACAACCUCAGAUUACUAGUCCCCUAACAAAAGUACACGCGAACGAGCUCGUGUUGCAUCUAACUGAUGAAGAAAGAAAAGUUCUGCUCUACGCUUUACAAGAAUUUGAGUCUAAAAGAUUAAAAGAGGAUUUCGAAGAUAAGUUGGCUGGUCGCAGGUGGAGGAGUACACUAGGCAGACCCAGUAAAGUUCCGACACUAGGUGAUGUUGAUCCCACAGGCUCAUACUGUGAGGUGCCAGAAGACUGGCUGAAGAAAAAGUAUGCGGCUAAGGCGCCGGUACCCACCACGAAGGAGUUGUUACACUUGUCAUUGGCAAAUUCCAUACCAUUCAUUGGAUUCGGAUUCUUGGACAACUUCAUUAUGAUUAUUGCUGGCGACACGAUAGAGACGUCGAUGAGCGCGUACAUAACGCUGACGACGAUGGCGGCGGCGGCGCUGGGCAACACGCUGAGCGACAUCAUCGGCAUCGGCUCGGCGUACUACGUGGAGCGCGUGGCCACGUGGGUGGGGCUCGGCGCGCCCAAGCUCUCGCCCGUGCAGCUCGACAUGACCAUCUGCCGACAGUUCUCCAACCUGGGUCGGGUGCUAGGCAUCACAAUAGGCUGCAUCCUGGGCAUGACGCCGCUGCUGUUUAUAGAUGACGAGACGAAAUCCGAACAGAAGCCAGACGACAAGAAAACACAAUAGGUAUACAAAACAUAUCUUUAACCUAUGAAAAGUAUCCUGCCCCUUUAGGUUAUAUUCAUGAUCUUGAAUAUAUCUGUCUAUAGUAAAAUAUCUAAAUAAGCAUUGCACGUCUACUCAUAGAAGUAAAUUGUUAAGCAAUUCAAGUACGCACAUCCGCUCAGUCCGCGCGGGAGUGUUGCGCAUCUUGCGCAUGAACAUUUAGCGCAGACGAAUUUGUGUACAAAUCUUAUCAUGAAUUUUGAUAGGCUUUUUUUAUUGCUCUUACUCUGCUUAUGUCUGCACUCUGCUCUUAGUAUAUAAUAUUUUAGAGGAAUUUACUAUUUUUACUUCUUGGGUAAAGUUCAUAUUUAUAAGAAACUAUAUUUUAUUUACAACACAAAAAUAGCUUUAGGUAAACAUGGGUCAGUGAGACCAUGAUAUCAGCUCCUUAUAGUUGAAUAUUUGUGACCAGGUAUUGUUAAGACUAUUUAAAAUAAUAAUAUGUGGAUAAGAAUUAACAGCUUACACCAUAAUUAUGUAUUUAUUGCUAAUUAAUAAUAAUGUCAGAAGCUAUGUUAUAGUUAUUAUCCUUUUUUAUUACAUUUUUUUUGUAUAAUAUGAUAUUAAUUUAAAUAAUGCAGUGCAAUCAUUUGCUAUAAUGUGCAUUACUGCUUAAAAUAAUAUUUCCAACCUGCUUUAAAAUAAUAACUUGUGCAAUACACGAACACACCAAGGGACAUUGUGAUUUAGAAUGUUAUCUCAGUUAAAGCAAAUUAACACAUGCAUAUGUUUUGUCCUAGUAUAUAUUUCUUUUUGUUUUAUACUCAUAUAAUUUAUUGAAUGAUUUAUGAAUUAAUUAUGAUGUAUAAUUAUAUUUUAUACAUUGUAAUUAUGUUGUUGUUUAUGGAUGUAUAAUUUGAAAGUGUUCAAUUAUUUGUAAGAAGUGAAAAGUUUAUUUAGUAGUUUGUGUGUAUUCAAAAGGAUUUUUUUUAUUUUUUUUGCCAACAGUCUCGACAGUUAGAAUAAUAACCGUCUCGAGACUCUAAGGUUGCAGCUUCACUCAUAAUUCCGGCUUAUCUAAAUAAUAUUUUUUAAUCUAAAUAAUAAUUAUUUUUAUUUAACAUAUUCGCACGGUACUGUAUAUGCCCCACGCACAUAUCUGCUUACUGCAAUUUGUAUAGUAAGUGCAAUCUGUGCAAUAAUAACUUAUCAGUUCUCGAAAACUUUGAAGUAGCUACUGUAAGCAUUAUAAAGUAGUUAAGCAACUGUCACCCUAGUGCGAUGCAUUCAAGUGACCAGCACGGUAUAUAAUUUUAAAAGUACAUACUAUCUAUGUUCAAAUAUAUAGAGUGGUCUUGUAAUAAUUUAUUAUGAUGAAUGUACUUACUGCACUUUAUGGAAUUCAUGUAAUUAUAGCCAUAUCUGUCGUGCAGAUGUUAACUUGAAGUAAGCUUAUGUUCAGAAGUAAUGUAAUUCUAUUGGUAGCUCAAUAUAAAGCACAAAAGUUGUAUCUAGUCAAUGCACAGUGAAAAUGUAUAUUGUAUUACUGUAUUGUAUUAGUACAAAGUUGGCACUAGUUGAAACUCAGCCACUUUCUUUGUGAAAAUAUACGAGAAAUAUGUUUUAUCUUGUAAUUAGUAGGGAAAUGCUUAUAAUUUAGUUGUGUACAUACUACAAGUUAUGUGAUGGUUAAAAUACUGCUGCCAUAAUCGUCAGAACUUGUUGAGCUGACUGUGUAUAGUAUACUAGCCAGUUGAUUUUUGUUUUACAAUUUAAAUCAAACCACAUCUAUAAACAGUUACAGUUUGUAGGACUUUUUAUCCUUAUAUUUUUUCAUUGUAAUAAGUUGCCGUAACAAUGAACCCUGUGUUGGCUUCACAACUGAGAUCCCCACCGUCCAUUACAUGUAUAAAGUAUAAAGGACAUAAACAAUUUGAUUUUAAUGCCCAUCGACUGCAACAAAGUAUACGACACUGUACGUAGUAUUUUAAUCACGAAUUUAAGUUCAAACACUGUAUUAAAUGUUAUGUAAAGUUGUUAAUAUUGGUGAUUUGAAAGUAUCCAAGUGUUAUGUGUGUUUAAUAUAUGACUUGUUUCUAGAUGAGGUUAAUAAACAAUAAUAAUUAUUUA